Didymodactylos carnosus is the source of this 1707-nucleotide messenger RNA. The record is from the annotation of a GenBank genome assembly. Lineage: Eukaryota; Metazoa; Rotifera; Eurotatoria; Philodinida; Philodinidae.
AUGUUAGCAAACAAACGGCAUGUAUGUUUACCACGUCAACAACUACUGAUACCACAACAACAACUACUGAUACCACAACAACAACUACUGAUACUACAACUACAACUACUGAUACCACGACAACAACUACUGAUACUACAACUACAACUACUGAUACCACGACAACAACUACUGAUACCACGACAACAACUACCGAAACCACAACAACAACUACUGAUACUACAACUACAACUACUGAUACCACGACAACAACUACUGAUACCACAACAACAACUACCGAAACCACAACAACAACUACUGAUACUACAACAACAACUAUUGAUACCACAACAACAACUAUUGAUACCACAACUACAACUACUGAUACCACAACAACAACUACCGAAACUACAACAACAACUACUGAUGCCACAACCACAACUACUAGUACCACAACUACAACGAGCGAUACAACCAGCUGCUUCAAAACUAAAUAAUUUACCGUUGAUACUUGGCUUAUCAGCCUUAUGUUUACUGGCUAUGAUUGCUUUAUGUUGCUGCUGUUAUCAUUUAUUCUGGGGCGCGGCUGCUCGUAAACGAUGUCGAAAUCACAAAGAAAAGACAGAAAAAUAUUCCUACAAAACUAUUUUCGAAUCAAAUUCGUUACCACCAGAUUCAAAAAAAAUGAAAAAAGUCUCAAAACCACACAAGAAUUUUACCGGUUAUGAUGUCUUUGAUGGUGUUAAAAGUACUAAUACCGGACGCAGUUCUUUAUUUGCUCAUUCAAGUAGCCGACCAGCGAGCAUUAUGAGUAGCUGCACAGAAUCAAAUUCAAAUCUAAACAAAUUAACAAAAACCGGUUGUAAAAGUUCAGGGAGCGUUAGUGUGGUUAACGUUAAAAGACUUCAACAUUCUGUAGCAAAUGAGUGUAUAACUGCUCCAAUAAUGGCGAUGGAAGAUGUUCCUGAAAUUAAAUUAUCAACCGAGAAAGUUAGAUUAACACGUCUAAAACCGUGUGAGACUCCAGGUACUGUCAGCAAAACUCCGUCAGAAUCCAAACAGUUACGCACAAGAGGUAACAAUAGUGUUAGUGUAAUUAAAAUUCCACGUACAGAAACAGCCAGUGGAGCCCAUUCUUUACCUUCUGCAUUUAAACCAACAGAAAAUGAUAGUUCUCGUCCAGUAUCCGAACCAUUAGCUUUUUCACAUGUUAUAAUAACACGUCUAAACUCGUCUGAAACUCCAGGUACUGUCAGCAAAACUCCGUCAGAACCCAAACAGUUACACACAAGAGGUAACAAUAGUGUAAGUGUAAUUAAGAUUCCACGUACAGAAACAGCUAGUGGAGCCCAUUCUUUACCUUCUGCAUUUAAACCAACAGAAAAUGAUAGCUCUCGUCCAGUAUCCGAACCAUUAGCUUUUUCACAUGAUGGAAUAACACAAGUGCAUAAGAGAUCGUCUAAUGCAGUUGAACCUCUUGCAACAGUAGCAGGCGAGAUGCCUUUGCCACUUACAACUGAUAGUCUCGCAUCAAGCACCCAAUCUCUUCCUUGUGUCCAGUUAACAAGUGGUAAAUCCUUGACUAGUGAAUUAUUCCCGAUGUAUGAAUCAAAUAAAGUGUUAAGUAACUUACAUGGUGUUUCGGUUACGAGACUACCAUGCCCCAAAUCAUCUCAGAGCGUCGCACUCGAUGAUGACAAUAAGUCUAUUGAUGAAAUAAAUGUUUAA